AAUUCAAAGCUAGAAGCAGCAGAAAUGGAUCAACAAGCCUCAGCAAUCCCACACGUACUCGUCUUCCCACUCCCAGUUCAGGGUCACAUCACCUCCAUGCUCAAACUCGCUGAGCUCCUCUGCCUCGCCGGCGGCGGCGGCAUCCGGGUCACCUUCCUCAACUCCGACUACAACCACAAGCGCCUCCUCCAGUCCUCCGACGCCGAAUCCCGGUCCCGAAACUACCCCGGGUUCCGGUUCGAAACCUUCGACGACGGUCUUCCUAUGGACCAGCUCACCAAGGGCGAGAAGGUCUCCGAAUUGCUCGGAGAAAUGGACUCGAAAACCCGGCCAGUUUUCACAAAUUUGCUGGUUCAGAUCCAACCACCGGUCACCUGCGUCAUCGGAGAUGGCUCUUUGGGGUUCAUCAGCGACGUUUCGUUGGAAAUUGGGAUUCCGAUUAUUCGAUUCCGCACCAUCAGCCCUUGUUUCUUCUGGAUUAAUUUCUGGCUGCCGGAAGUUAUCCAGGCCGGCGAGCUCCCAAUCAAAGGAGAGGAAGAUAUGGAGAGGCUGAUUACAAAAGUGCCAGGAAUGGAAUCUUUCCUAAGGUGCAGGGAUCUACCCGGGUACUGCCGGGCAGGUACCGACGACCCGACCAUGAUUCGGGUCGUAAAGGCGACGAGAGAAUCUUCUUCACCGGCGUAUCCUCUCAUCCUCAACACGUUCGACGAUUUGGACGGCCCAAUUCAGGCCCGAAUCCGCCAACGCCUCCCCAAAACCUACACAAUUGGGCCGGCCCACGAACACCUGUAA
Molecule: messenger RNA, 792 nt
Organism: Linum tenue
Lineage: Eukaryota; Viridiplantae; Streptophyta; Magnoliopsida; Malpighiales; Linaceae
Source: the annotation of a GenBank genome assembly